Molecule: messenger RNA, 684 nt
Organism: Hymenoscyphus albidus
Lineage: Eukaryota; Fungi; Ascomycota; Leotiomycetes; Helotiales; Helotiaceae
Source: the annotation of a GenBank genome assembly
CACUUAUCAACUAUUGCAUCUGAAUUACAUCUUCCUGCAACUUCAAACGCUUCUACCAAAACACAAAUCUUUCUCACGCCAAAACAUUUCAAAUAUGGCUGGACUUCUAGGAGGUGGCGGUGGGAACAACAGCGGAAAGGCUAGCAACGGGGGCCUUCUCGGAGGGUAAUUCAUUCCGUGCCCUGCUGUUAACCUCGAGCUAUACUGAUUCAUUGCUAUUUAGGCUUUUGAAUACUGUUGAUGAUACGACGAAGGGUCUUCCUAUUGUUGGAGGCAUAACAAACCCUCUUCUCAAAACAGUGGGGGGUGUUACUGAUGAGUUACCAAUCGUAAGUUUUCUUUUCCCCAUUCCCAACAACAGUAACUGAUACUAAUCAUGCAUAGCUUGGAGCCAAUGGUCAACAACAACAAGCUCAAUCGGUUCCGAAAAAGAAGAAGGUCCUGACGGAAGCCGAGAAGAAGGCGAAGAAGAAGAGACAAAUCGAGAUCAAGAAACAACAACUGGUUUUGGAAGCCGCGGAAUUGGAAGAUAGCGACUAAAAUACAGAACUUGGGUUUGGGUUAUGGCGUCGCGGCAUUUGGGGUUAUGGGAUACCUGGGCUCAUGUAUGAUUUAUGAUGUAUGGUUCAUCAUGUAUGAUUUUAAUAUUGCGGUGCACUAAAUAAAUAUCUUCAUGUUAUCAAU